Nelumbo nucifera (sacred lotus) is the source of this 1669-nucleotide messenger RNA. Its product is annotated as Mitochondrial substrate carrier family protein. NCBI's taxonomy places the organism in Eukaryota, Viridiplantae, Streptophyta, Magnoliopsida, Proteales, Nelumbonaceae. The record is from RefSeq and is a predicted model, not a curated record. Gene Ontology annotation, biological process: transmembrane transport.
UUGAACAAUUGCAAUUGCAAGGGAAGGUUGAAUUAAGGAAGAAAAAUCAAAGGAGAACUCUCUGGUCUCUCUCUCUCUCUCUCUGUUUUAUUAUGUUUUCCAUGGGAAAAAUGUGUUUCGAAUCAGUUUGGCCUUAAAGCUGCGGUGGAGAUAGCUUCUCUUUCUUUAAUUCCUCUCCUACCAAUUGAUUUUCAUGGAUUCUUCUUCUCGGUAUGGAGCUCAAUCGUUCGGACGAACGGAGAUUAACUGGGACAAGCUUGAUAAAACUAAGUUUUAUGUCGUAGGAGCUGGCCUCUUUACUGGAGUUACUGUAGCCUUGUACCCAGUUUCUGUUGUAAAGACAAGAAUGCAGGUUGCUUCGAAAGAUACUAUUGAGAAAAGUGCAUAUUCCAUUGUCAAAGGCAUAUUGAGAGCAGAUGGAAUUCCUGGCUUGUAUAGAGGGUUUGGCACAGUCAUAACUGGUGCAAUUCCUGCAAGGAUCAUUUUCCUUACUGCUUUGGAGACCACAAAAGUUGCAUCUUUCAAUAUUGUUGAACCGUUUAAGCUCUCUGAACCAACACAGGCAGCCAUAGCAAAUGGAGUUGCCGGGAUGACGGCAUCACUUUUUUCACAGGCAGUUUUUGUUCCAAUUGAUGUGGUCAGCCAAAAGUUGAUGGUGCAAGGAUACUCAGGCUAUGCCAGAUAUAAUGGGGGCCUAGAUGUUGCUCGGAAGAUUCUGAAGGCUGAUGGUAUUCGUGGGUUAUACAGAGGAUUUGGCCUAUCAGUUAUGACCUAUUCCCCAUCUAGUGCUGUAUGGUGGGCAAGUUAUGGUUCAAGCCAACGAUUCAUAUGGAGACUCCUAGGUUAUGGUAAUGAACAGAAGGAAUCCAUCCCUAGCCAGUGGUCAAUUGUUUGUGUUCAGGCUACCGGAGGGAUUGUAGCAGGUGCUAUGGCCUCCUGCAUCACUACCCCUUUGGACACCAUAAAGACCCGGUUACAGGUUAUGGGACAUGAAAGGAGGGAAACUGCAACAAAAGUUGUCAAAAGAUUGAUUGCAGAUGAUGGAUGGAAAGGUUUAUACAGGGGGCUGGGUCCAAGGUUUUUCAGUAUGUCAGCAUGGGGGACCUCAAUGAUAUUAGCAUAUGAAUAUCUAAAGCGCUUGUGUUUAAAAGAAGAGUAGUUCUGAUGCUACGGGUGGCAGCAGGACCAUUGAUUAUUCCUGCAUUAACUGCGAAGAUUCAGGUCAUUUGUCAUUGGUUUGAAGUUUCAUCAUCACAUUAUUUGAGAUAGAGCCUAUGGGUUACACAAGAUGCCUGUUGGGUUAUUCUAGACCCAGCCAAGGUGGCACUGCACACUGCUUGCGUAGUCCUUGUUGAUAUUUCAAAUGCAGAAUCAGCAUGGCCAAUGGUAGUUAAGUUGGACAUGUUAGACCCACCCAUAUUUUUUUAGUCAAAUUCCUAUUAUUUCCAUGCAAUUUGGAUAAAAUGGUUCUAAUUUGAGGCUGUAAUAGUGUAUCCGCAGGCAAGGGCUUUUGAUUCAUCUAAUAAUGUUUGCUUUCAUUGUAUCUUUUACAUUAAAAAAAAAAAUCUUGCUUUUUUAUUUUUCAAGCUGUCGUUACAUCGAGCCAGAACAUGAUUAUGAAAGCGUUUCCAUACGUAUAUGUAAUAAGUUCGAAAAGCAGUAUUGGUUA